This is a messenger RNA of Knipowitschia caucasica, 234 nucleotides long. The record is from the annotation of a GenBank genome assembly. NCBI's taxonomy places the organism in Eukaryota, Metazoa, Chordata, Actinopteri, Gobiiformes, Gobiidae.
AUGUUCAGUGGUGAGUUUUCUGCUGACAAACCUGUGGAGUCUCAUGACCUCAUUAAUGAGACAAAAACAAACGACAGGACCAUUGCCCGUGCUCCCCUGCCCGUGCUGCCCUGUCCGCCCGUGCUCCCCUGUCCGUGCUCCCCUGUCCGCCCGUGCUCCCCUGUCCGUGCUCCCCUGUCCGUGCUCCCCUGUCCGCCCGUGCUCCCCUGUCCGCCCGUGCUCCCCUUGAUUUAA